Xylaria bambusicola is the source of this 950-nucleotide messenger RNA. RefSeq lists its product as uncharacterized. The transcript is spliced from 5 exons. The record is from RefSeq and is a predicted model, not a curated record. The coding region runs from base 108 to 884 and encodes 258 amino acids. NCBI's taxonomy places the organism in Eukaryota, Fungi, Ascomycota, Sordariomycetes, Xylariales, Xylariaceae. Gene Ontology annotation, biological process: mycotoxin biosynthetic process.
CACUGAAGGAUACUAUGAUAUCAUGCGGGCCACACAUUAAUCACCCAUAGCGUUGUGUAUACUGCCGUGCACAGGAUAUUUUAGCUCAGGCGAAGAGCGUUCUUAAAAUGGCGAGAACAGAGUAUUUACAUCGAGGGGUCCUUGAAUUCUCCUUUCCACUCAUGUCUAUCACGAUGAAAGACAUACGCCCUGUUCGAAGCUGUGCAAAUGGGCUUCACUGGUCAUGCAUCUGUGGUUGUUUGAAUGCCGGGCUCUUAUUACUCGCAUUACUGUUGAACUACUGGGCAGCAGAGCGCCUAAGCUCCUGUUCCAAUGUCUCGUUAAUCCAAGACGAUCGCGGGUAUCCUAGGGCUUUGCAUGAUAGUUACCCUCUUCUGGAUGUAGCGAAGUUCAGACCCAUGAGAUUUGACGCCGAACUAGGACAGCCCUCCGUCUUCAAAGGACCCCCUAGACAAGAGCUCGACGAUGCUUGGGAUAGACUAGUUGAUCUACCCAUGAUUCUCGUGAAUAACGAGACGUUGCAAGCCUUUGAUCCAACGUCAAAGCCUACUAAAGGCAUUGAUGGUCACUUUUAUGCUACAGUGGAGGUAUACCACCAACUCCACUGUUUGGAUAUCACUCGCAAAUUCAUUUUUCGAGAUCAGUACCAACACGUUGAUACAUUCCAAGAUCCCCCUGGUCUGGUGUGGGAACAUGUCGACCACUGUAUAGACCUUCUGCGCCAGGUACUCAUGUGCAAUGCAGACAUUGGUCUCAUCUUUUACACUGAUGUCGGCCAACGACAACCGGUUGCCCGAGUAUCGACGACUCAUAAGUGCCGAAACUUCGCGGAUAUCACGGAUUGGGUGAAUCGUCACGAUUCAGAUUUAGGUUUCGUGCCAUGAAAUCAAGCCUAGUUCAGCACUAGAUUACAGACAGAUUGAAUGACACAUAUAGCUUUGUUUCAUCGC